Messenger RNA from Notechis scutatus (mainland tiger snake), 1088 nucleotides. NCBI's taxonomy places the organism in Eukaryota, Metazoa, Chordata, Lepidosauria, Squamata, Elapidae. The record is from RefSeq and is a predicted model, not a curated record.
CUACAAAUAUUCUCCUUGAUUGAUACUCCUUAUUUUGCCUGCAACAGUUUUGCUCAUGGCUGUUUUUCCUCCUCCUUUGCACAGCGCAAGUAUGGUGUGGUGCUGGAUGAAAUCAAGCCCAGGGCUUGUCCAGAGCUCCAGGCCGUCCGGAUGUUUGCUGAAUACCUCUCCAAAGAGAGCCAGAGGGAUUCAAUUGUGGCAGAAUUAGAUAAGAAGAUGAGCAAGAGCAUGGAGGUCACGAACACCACCUUCCUGCUGAUGGCGGCUUCGGUCUACUUCCACGACCAGAAUCCUGAUGCAGCGCUGCGGGCCCUUCACCAGGGCGAAAGCUUGGAAUGCAUGGCCAUGACCAUCCAGAUCCUCCUAAAACUGGAUCGCCUGGAUUUGGCCCGAAAAGAGCUUAAGAAGAUGCAGGAGCAAGAUGAGGACUCAACGCUGACGCAGCUGGCCACUGCAUGGGUGAAUCUUGCGAUGGGUGGUGAAAAAUUGCAGGACGCUUAUUACAUCUUCCAGGAGAUGUCGGAGAAGUGGUCCUCCACCCUGCUGCUCCUGAACGGCCAAGCUGCUUGCUACAUGGCUCAGGGCAAGUGGGAAGAUGCCGAAGGGGUGCUGCAAGAGGCUCUUGACAAGGACAGCAGCCAUCCUGAGACCCUGAUCAACUUUGUCGUCCUCUCACAACACCUGGGGAAAACUCCAGAGGUGACCAACCGUUACCUGUCGCAGCUCAAGGAUGCCCAUAAAAGCCAUCCGUUCAUAAAGGAGUACCAAGUUAAGGAGAAUGACUUCGAUCGCCUGGCCUUACAGUACACUCCCUGCGCUUGAUCCCUCAAAUCUACAACAUCUUGAAAAGUUGGAUUCAGCCCAAGGAUCUCGCAGGAAUCCCCUCCUCUGCCCUAGGAGAAACUGGACAUUUCCCUGAGUCGCCCACAAGGCAGCGAAGCAAUCCAGGUUUUCCCCGAUGCUGUUUCUCCAGUGUCUUUGGGCUCCUGUUUUAAAGCAAAGAUCAGGUGGAAUAGAGACUUGGAAACGGCAAACCUUUCAACAUUCCCAAUAAAUCCUCCAUUUGCUUGUGAGACAGUUUCCAAGUU